This is a messenger RNA of Diospyros lotus (date-plum), 2455 nucleotides long. RefSeq lists its product as uncharacterized. The transcript has 2 exons. Gene Ontology annotation, biological process: mRNA splicing, via spliceosome. The record is from RefSeq and is a predicted model, not a curated record. Gene Ontology annotation, molecular function: protein binding; mRNA binding. Lineage: Eukaryota; Viridiplantae; Streptophyta; Magnoliopsida; Ericales; Ebenaceae. Gene Ontology annotation, cellular component: catalytic step 2 spliceosome. Bases 288 to 2105 code for a protein of 605 amino acids.
ACUCCACAAAUCCAACAGAAACCAAGUCUUGUUGAGCCGCUGACAGACAAGCUGCUCGGCUCAUUUAGAAGACGAAAUAAUAAUACCGGCAACUCUUUCGCUUUGACAAUGGCUGUUUUACAAGAACGCACCAGUCUGGGACGUCGUCGUAUCGUAUCUGUCAUCGUCUCUAUACGGCGUAGGUCUAUUAUUGGUCAAGCUUCAACACAGUGAGACGACGAGAGUUAGGGUUUCUGAUUGUGCAUUAUCUCCUCGGUGCCUAGGGUUUUUCAUUCCAAGCCAUUGCUAUGGAUCUUCUCCAGUCAUACACAGACGGCGAAAUCGAUGGCGACGACCAACAGCCCCAGGAACCAGACGAGUCGCUUCGGAACCCUAGCUCAACCGCCUCCGACCACCACUCCUCGCCGGAAUCUUCGCCGGUCCGAAUCUCCCUCCCCGCCAAAUCGUCCGCCCCCAAAGUCGAUGACACCACUCUCGCCCUCACCGUGGCCCAGACCAAUCGAACCCUAGCCAAGCCGCUCGACCCCAAGCAACACGUCGUCGCUUACAAUCCCACUUACGACCAGCUCUGGGCGCCGAUCUACGGCCCUUCGCAUCCCUACGCCAAGGACGGUCUCGCCCAGGGCCUCCGCAAUCACAAGCUAGGGUUCGUCGAAAACGCCGCGAUUGAGCCCUUCGUUUUCGACGAACAGUAUAAUACGUUCCACAAAUACGGUUAUGCGGCUGACCCCUCGGCCUCGGCCGGGUUUAAUUACGUCGGAGACUUGGAUAGGUUGAAGGAAUGCGAUGGCAUAUCGGUGUAUAAUAUACCCCAGCACGAGCAGAAAAAGCGGAGGCUUGAGAAGAAGAAGGAUAAAGAAGAAGGGGAAGGCGAAGGCGAAGGCGAAGGCGUCGAUCAGGUUGAUCAGACGGAGGUCCAGAAUCCGGCGUCGGAGGCGUGGUUAUUGAAGAACCGGAAGAGUCCAUGGGCGGGAAAGAAGGAAGGGUUGCAGGCGGAGUUGACGGAGGAGCAGAAGAAGUAUGCGGAGGAGUAUGCGAAGAAGAAGGGUGAAGAGAGAGCUGGGAAUAGUGAAAAGGGUGAGUUGGUUGCUGAUAAGAGUACAUUCCACGGGAAGGAGGAGAGGGAUUAUCAGGGUAGAUCGUGGAUUGCGCCACCUAAGGACGCCAAGGCCACGAAUGACCAUUGUUAUAUACCAAAGAGAUUGGUCCAUACUUGGAGUGGGCACACAAAGGGUGUGUCUGCCAUUCGGUUUUUCCCUAAGCAUGGCCAUUUGAUUCUCUCGGCUGGAAUGGACACGAAGGUGAAGAUUUGGGAUGUGUUCAAUUCGGGUAAAUGUAUGAGGACUUACAUGGGGCAUUCAAAGGCAGUUCGUGAUAUAUGGUUUUGCAACGAUGGGACUAAGUUUUUGACUGCUGGAUAUGACAAGAACAUCAAGUAUUGGGAUACAGAAACGGGGCAGGUGAUAUCAACAUUCUCAACAGGGAAGAUACCUUAUGUGGUCAGGCUGAACCCAGAUGACGAUAAGCAGAAUAUUCUUUUAGCGGGCAUGAGUGACAAGAAGAUUGUUCAGUGGGAUAUGAAUUCUGGGCAAAUCACUCAAGAAUAUGAUCAGCAUUUGGGAGCAGUUAAUACCAUCACUUUUGUGGACAACAACAGAAGGUUUGUCACGUCCAGUGAUGAUAAAUCUCUCCGUGUUUGGGAGUUUGGUAUUCCUGUGGUUAUAAAGUAUAUCAGUGAGCCUCACAUGCAUUCCAUGCCAUCCAUAGCUCUUCACCCCAACACAAACUGGCUAGCAGCCCAGAGUUUGGACAACCAGAUUCUUAUCUACAGCACUAGGGAAAGAUUUCAGCUUAAUAAGAAGAAAAGGUUUGCAGGGCACAUAGUGGCUGGAUAUGCUUGCCAAGUCAAUUUUUCACCUGAUGGAAGAUUUGUUAUGUCGGGAGAUGGCGAGGGUAAAUGCUGGUUUUGGGACUGGAAGAGUUGCAAAGUCUUUAGAACUCUAAAGUGUCAUGAAGGGGUAUGUAUUGGUUGUCAGUGGCAUCCAUUGGAGCAAAGUAAAGUGGCAACUUGUGGCUGGGAUGGCUUAAUUAAGUACUGGGACUAGUCUCCUGAACUUUCAAGGUUCCCAAAUUAUCGAAGCAACCUACUGCCUUUUCAAACUGUUUUAACCAGAUUGUAUACUAGAUACACUACUCUAGGAUGAGUUUCCUCUGUUUGAAAUUAUAUGCACAUGUACACAACUCAAGUGUUGAGAAUGGCAUCAAUGUACCUUACUGCCCUCUGUUUUUUUGGUUCCCACCUCUCUGGUUAGUAAGUAGUCAGUUGCUUAUGUGAAGGGGUUUUCUGAUUAGGUUUUUGUACUUAUCUCUUCCGAUUUUUAGCUUAUUCCCCCUUCAUUGUGUACACACAGUAAUUUCUCUUUCACUAUAAAAUAACUAUAGGUUUUGGGAUUAA